Erythranthe guttata (spotted monkey flower) is the source of this 1090-nucleotide messenger RNA. RefSeq lists its product as uncharacterized. The record is from RefSeq and is a predicted model, not a curated record. NCBI's taxonomy places the organism in Eukaryota, Viridiplantae, Streptophyta, Magnoliopsida, Lamiales, Phrymaceae.
AUUCGAUUAGGGUUUGUAAAUUGGGGAAGCCCUUUCCUUUUCCCCCAAGUUUAGAAAAUCCAUGUUCAAGAUCAUCCCAAUCUACUGCAAAAUUUCCAUUUUCAGAGCUCAAUUUAACGAUUCAAUUUGUCAAAAUCCAGUUAAUCGCACACUUUUCCCCCCUACAGAAACCGCAGACGAAAAUUGAGGAAGGAAUAAGCAAGAUAGUGAAAAUGGAGGGAAGCCCACCGGUGUAUCAGAUUCCAAGUUCAACUGCUGUCAGAUUCACCAAAUAUCUCUGGCGCGGCUUUUUGAUUGCCAAUUUCGGUCUCGCUGCGUACAUGUUUGCUCUGCCGAGUAAGAAAGAAAGACAGAAAGACCAAAGUGAAGUCCCCCCCGAAGCUGCCCACGUUCCUCCUGCCGAAGCUGCCCCCGUUCCUGCUUCCGAAGCUGUCCCCGUUCCUGCUCCCGAAGCUGCCCCCGUUCUUGCUGCCCCCGUUCCUGCUGAAGCUGCCCCCAUUCUUGCUGCCGAAGCUGCACCCAUUCAUGCUUCCGAAGCUGCACCCGUUCAUGCUUCCGAAGCUGCACCCAUUCAUGCUUCCGAAGCUGCACCCAUUCCUGCUGCUGAAACUGCCCCCAUUCUAAUCCGAGAGGAAACAGUAUAUUUUCCUCCGAUUCCAAAGCCCGUGAUUGUGCGCCAGCACAUGCCUGAGGAACAGCAACGUGAAAUUUUCAAAUGGAUAUUGGAAGAGAGGAGAAAGGUAAAACCCCUUAACCAAGAAGAGAUGAAGCGUAUUGACGAAGAUAAAGCUAUUCUCGAACAAUUUAUUCGAUCUGAUUCUGUUCCAACCAUUUGAUGUUUUUUUAGAUUCUUGUCUUCUUUUAGUAGCUAAACUUUUCCAACCCUCCACCUUCCUCCCAGGGUUUUUUUUUUUUUUUUUAUUUUUUUAUUUUAUUUGUACAAAUUUUUGGGGCAAUAAAUAACUCUUCUGGAACAAGAAGAUAUCAUAUAGGCUGCUUCUUUAAGAGAAGAUUUUUCUUCUUUAUAUGAGAUAGGGAUCUAUAUUCUAACUUCAUCAGCUUGUGAAUUGAAAUUUAUUUUGUUUUUUAA